CCGGUACUGAGCCGGCCGUCAUUUUGAAUGUUCGGCGCGGUUUAACUGCAGCGGUUUUGUUGUGACAGCAGAGAAAAGCAGAAUGACUUCCACUAUCGCAUCCAGUGACGAAGACUCAUUCAAGACCCCGAAAACUGUACGACUGAGGAGCUAUGGAAGCAGCGGUGGCACCCCGAUCACCAUCCCUGCCUCACCGUUCAUGAAGAAGCUGGGAUGUGGGACUGGAGUCAAUGUUUAUCUCAUGAACAGGAUGGGAAAGUUGAAUGCGUCACCCUGGGCUGUUAAGAAGAUUAACAGUAAAUGUGCAACCAAACAGGUGGCUGUUUACCAGCAGCGCCUCAAUGAGGAGGCAAAAGUCCUGAAGGGAAUCAAUCACCCAAACAUUGUUGGUUUCCGUGCCUUUGCCAUGGCUAAAGACGGCUCCAAGUGUCUGGCCAUGGAGUAUGGAGGAGAGCAAUCCCUCAAUGACAUGAUAGAGAAGAGGAGGGAGGACGGUCUGAAGGCUUUUGCUGCCGCCAACAUAGAGAAAGUGGCGCUGCAUGUGGCCCGCGGCCUGCAGUAUCUGCACAACGAGAAGAAGCUGCUGCACGGCGACAUGAAGUCAUGCAAUGUGGUCAUCAAAGGCGACUUUGAGACAGUGAAAAUCUGUGAUGUUGGUGUUUCUCUGGAGCUGGAUAAGAACUUGAGAGUGUCUGAUCCAAAAGCAGAAUACAUCGGCACGGAGCCGUGGAAGCCGAAGGAAACUCUUGAGGAGGGAGGGGAGAUCACGGACAAGGCCGACAUCUUCGCCUACGGCCUGACUCUGUGGGAGAUGAUGACGCUGGCCAUGCCUCAUCUGGAGAUGCUGGAGGAUGAUGACGAUGAGGAGGUUGAAGAAGAAUCUUCUAUGGAAGAGAGCUUCGAUGAGGACGCCUACUAUGAGAGGUUGGGAACAAGGCCGGCUCUGGACACUGAGGCUCUGGGCGGCUCAUACCGGAGGAUGGUGGAGCUCUUCUAUCUCUGCACAGAAGAAGACCCCAAAAAGAGACCAUCAGCUGCCCAGAUUGUCCAGGCUUUAGAGAGCAAUGCCCAACUGGACAAAACACCCUGUGAUGUGAUUGUUAUUGACUAAUUUACACAACUAUUUAUCAUUUUCACGUUAAAGCUGCAUGUUGUGGUGCAUUUAGGGUCCAGUAUGUCAGGAUUUUGGUAAAUAGGAUAAUAGAUAUUUGUUUCUGUCAGCGAUAAAAAUUGAAGACUGCACGAUAACCUGUUUUCACUGUUAGUCUUUUGCAAUAAUUUAGAAACUAAAAUGCUGACCGUCAUUGAAUGUUGAGUUAUCAACCAUCAGUUAAUGGUUAAAUAUUUUUCUGUAUGUUGUCUUUUCUAUCUUGUACCAUCUGCUUUUACAGUAUGAAUGUUUUCACCUUCAUUACCUGUUACUAUGUAUCUUUUUCGUUACUGUAAACUGAAACAAUUCUUACUUUCAUCAAAUUAGACUGAAAGCCCAGAACACUGCUUUAAUGUGUUUGUAUUUUUCUGCUGUGUGAAUGUCAAAAAUAUAAAUGGAUGUUGUCUUAA
Messenger RNA from Amphiprion ocellaris (clown anemonefish), 1560 nucleotides. RefSeq names its product PDZ binding kinase (gene pbk). The transcript has 7 exons. Gene Ontology annotation, molecular function: protein serine/threonine kinase activity; ATP binding. The record is from RefSeq and is a predicted model, not a curated record. NCBI's taxonomy places the organism in Eukaryota, Metazoa, Chordata, Actinopteri, Pomacentridae. The coding region runs from base 83 to 1111 and encodes 342 amino acids. Gene Ontology annotation, biological process: protein phosphorylation.